Octopus bimaculoides (California two-spot octopus) is the source of this 5710-nucleotide messenger RNA. Its product is annotated as cell cycle control protein 50A. NCBI's taxonomy places the organism in Eukaryota, Metazoa, Mollusca, Cephalopoda, Octopoda, Octopodidae. Gene Ontology annotation, cellular component: Golgi apparatus; plasma membrane; endoplasmic reticulum. The record is from RefSeq and is a predicted model, not a curated record.
GCUUUGAGCUCUUUUGCUUUACAAUGGCAGAAGACAGUUUGAGUUCAAUCCCCUUGAAAGUUCGCUCUCGUAUUAGUGAGUCUCCUCCUGCUGCCAUCAUGGCUUCUCUUCCGCGAACCAGCCUUAAUGACGAUAAACCCAAAAGUCGUAAACCUAAAGAUACAAAGUUUAAGCAGCAACGUCUCCCUGCAUGGCAGCCUAUUCUAACAGCAGAAACUGUUCUGCCAGCAUUCUUUGCUCUUGGAAUCACCUUCAUUCCCCUCGGAGCUGUCCUACUGCUGACAUCAAACCACGUGAUGGAAGUAACAGCUGACUACACCAACUGUGUUAGUAUUCACAGCACCGCCAAUACAACCUGCUCUAAAAUCAUCAACAACAACAGUACCUCGAACUGUCAGUGUCGUAUAGAGAUUGAUCUCAAAAAUAACUUUAAGGCCCCAGUGUACUUGUAUUAUGGACUGACCAACUUUUAUCAGAAUCACCGACGCUAUGUCCGUUCCCGGGAUGACAGGCAGCUAAAGGGUGAUAUAUUCCCACCAAAUGAUCUCGUCCGAGAAUGUGAGCCGUUCCGUCUGUACAACAAAACAAUUGGUUAUGCACCAUGUGGUGCUAUAGCUAACAGUUUGUUCAAUGAUUCUUUCCAAUUGGAAUAUGUGAACAGAUCAAGAGUUGUGCCUCUGAUCAAGACUGGGAUUGCUUGGGAUUCUGAUAAGAAAGUGAAAUUUCGUAACCCAUCAGAGCCAUUGAACUCACAGUAUGUUAAGCCUCCCUAUUGGCAGAAGAGCAUCUGGGACCUGGAUCCGAACAACACAGAUGAUGAUAAUGGCUACCACAAUGAAGAUCUAAUUGUGUGGAUGCGCACUGCAGCAUUACCGACAUUCCGUAAACUUCACCGCCGUAUUAACCAUACUGGUAUAUUUUCGGAUAAUCUACCGGCUGGUAGAUAUUCGGUAAUAAUCAACUACAAUUAUCCUGUGACCAGUUUCAGUGGCACCAAACGUAUUGUGUUGACUACAAUGUCAUGGCUGGGAGGCAAGAAUCCUUUUCUGGGCAUCACUUACCUGGUUGUUGGCUGCAUCUGUAUCCUCCUAGGAAUCGUUCUGUUUUUCAUUCGUUUCAGAUGUGGAAAGAGAUCUCAAGAAUUGAACCUACGAUGAGUUACAUGUUGACCAGAAGAGCUGACCAAUCUGCCAGCCACCUGGUCCACUGGGUGACUGGCAUUUCAUGUACUGUGAACUUCUUUUCCUUUGUAAACCUUAAUGUUUUAUAAAACAUACACUGUUUUAUAUAUACACACACACACACACAUAUAUAUAUACAUAUAUGUAUAUGUAGUUUGUGUGUAAAGUAUAUUCAUAUAUGGCGAAAUAUACAUAUACACACAUGCACAUGUUUCUGUUGAUAAUGUUUGUGUAAAUACUGAAUAUAGUAAUGAAUGGAUAUUUAUUUAUACAUAUACAAGGUAUGUAAGCAGAUUUCUGUAUAUAAACAUAUUUGUGUAAUCUGUGUGCUCUCUUUCUCUCUCUCUCUCUAUAUAUAUACACACACACACACACAUAUAUAUACUCAUACAUACUCACUAACAUAUUGAUACCACAGGUAACAGUUGAAGCAUUCCAAUAAAAUUGAUGUAAAUUAAAGCCAUUUUUAACUGCAUCUUUGUGAUAUAUAGCAAGAACAAAGAAUUUAUAAACCCACACAAUUAUAUCUUUAUAUACACAUACUUUUUCUCUCCCUUUUGUUGGUCUCUGAAAUGAGUGCACACAUACUUGCACUUGUGUGCAGAAACACUGGGUUCCUAUUAACCCUUCUGAUACCAUCUGACCCGAAACCACCCUCGGUUCUAUGAUCUGAAUUCCUGGUUUUAAAAUGAUCUAAAUUAAAUCUUUCUUUUGAAAUUUCAUGUUAAUUUAUAUUACAAACAACAGCUUAAAAAUGUCAGUCAUUUUAAUUCUUGGUUAUUUUCAAAAUUUGAAACAGAGACCAGAGACAGUGUAUUUCAGCAGAAAUAUGGUAACAAAAUGGUUGAGUCAUCAGUAAUUUUUUAAUAAACGUACAUACACACAUUUGUAAAUGCAUAUACAGCAAUAUGAGUGUCUACACAUAAACACAUACAUGUGUACAGUGGAUAUUAGUGAAGAAAAUACUGUUUUGGUAGUUAGAAAUAAUGUCCAUAAUGAAGGAGGUGGUUUAUGCUGUGAUAUAGAACAAACCUCUCUCUCUCUUGGCAGUUGAUUACUAAAGCUAUAAACUAUAAUGCUACAUUGUCCUGCUCUGCCUAGUUAUCAGAAGACAGACAGGGACUUGUUACCUGAAAUAAUACACUAGUGUCUUAGUUCAGAGAGUUAACUACAUUACAUGACUAUGAUCCUCUGUGGUUUGUGAGAGGAUUAUGGUUAAUCUGAAUCAGCUUCUGCUCCUAAACCAUAUCAAUGCUUUGUGUCUAUGGAUGCUUAUAUGGUUGCUAAAAGUUUUAUAUAUAUAUAUAUAUAUUUAUUUAUUUAUUUAAGGGCAUUACUAUACAAGAAUGCCUCACGGUACUUUGACCUUAGAGUCCCUCUUAGUGUGAGGCAUUCUUGUAUAGUAAUGCUCUUAUAUAAAUAAAUAUAUUUUGGGGAAUAAAUGAUGGAUUUUUCCCUUAUGAGGUUUUUUUUUCAUGCUAGCUACUUGAUAAAUUCUUAUAAAAGAAUUCAUCCUAUCUUGAAUUAAUUAUAUAUGUAUGUGUAUAUAUAUGUAUGUUUGUAUAUAUAUAUAUAUAUAUAUAUAUAUAUAUGUAUGUGUGUAUAUAUAUAUGUAUGUAUGUGUAUAUAUAUAUAUAUGUAUGUAUAUGUGUGUGUAUGCAUGUAUAUAUAUGUGUGUGUAUACAGUAUAAAUAUAUUCGAUAAUAUUUUCUGCUUAAUGAAUUGUAAAUAUAUCUGAUAUAAUGUCUAUUUUUUUUCUUUCUCUCUCUCUUGUCUCCCGUCUCCAUUUGUUCCCACCAUUAUAUAGUGUGAGGUGGCGCUUGUGUUUUACUAGCUACAGAAAGCUGUUUAACGUUCGUUGCUAAAACAACAAAGUUUAAACACUGGCAUUAAUAGAAAGAAACCAGUGCUGAUGUGAGUCAGGAGAGAACCCCUACCCAGCCCCUUUUUCCUCCAGAAAACCAAGUGCUCUACAAAUGGAUUUAAAAAAAUGUGUUUUGAAGAGAAUACUGACCGAUGUUUUAAUCCCGAUUCUUCUUCUCUGAUGAUGGUCAGUGCCUAGAACAUAUUCAUAAAGGAAGAGCCAAUGCUAGAAACACUUACGUUCUCUCCCUCUGAUCUUUUUUUUUUCCCAUCUUUGUUUCUUUUACUUUUUUUAACCCAUUUAUGCAUAACAGUUUAAUUUUCAUUUAACAAUCAUAAUCGAUAAAUAUUUUGUUAUGUAUAAUUUUCUGACUGAUCUGUUUGGGGGAACAAAAUGCCUUAAUGGGUUAAGAAAUAAAAAAGAAAUUUCAUUUGAAUCGUUAUGAAGUUUAUAGAUCAUCCCACUGGAGUUGAUUGAUCUUGUUGAAUGUGUUGUUACAAACAUGAUGGACAAAGUUAUUUCCUGUCACCCUUGUAGUUAUUGCUGAUGAAUAUGUCUCUAUAGACUAGACAUAUUAAAACAUCUUGACUUUUCCCUCUAAUUCCACUUUAGCCAUAUCACUGUAAUUCUCUCUUGUGAAACAGAUAAUGACUGUUAUAUUUCUUCUCUUCAUGUCAUUCCAUCCAUCUCAUUCAACGCAGAUCUAACUCUGAUUCCCACCUAUCCAUCCACCGCAAGCAGAUAAGUCUAAAAUAAUUUGACAAUCGUCUUGCAGUUUGCAGAUUCACAAGAUUCACGCAUGUGUCUCAUUUUAUAGAAAGAACACUAAAUUCUACAUCAUUUCAAUUUCUGAGGGAUUGGCAUAGGAUAUAUAACUGGUACAAGAAAUCUUCUUGGUGAGAGUGGGAUUAGCCUGUGAUAGUCUUAUUUCUAAGAUAGUGAUUUUUCUCAUCCAUGUAAUAUAAUGGAACAGAACAGAGUAAACAAAUGGUCUUACAAGAUUAUCUUUAUCUUAAUCCUACUUGCUGCCUUGAUAUCACCGAAAGUUCUGGUUUAAAAAAUAUUGAAGAAACAAGUAUUUUGCAUUAUUUUCCAAUGCACUGCUCGAGUUUGUAGUUAGUGCUGGUGACACAAAAAAACAAAGCAGUCAGUACAUACUAUAAAGUAGUUGGUGUUAGGAAGGGCAUUCAGUUAUAGAAACUAAGUUAUAGCUGAGAUUAGUGUUUAACAUGGCUCUGUGGCUCACUGGUGUGCUUAAGUCCCUUCAGAAACUCUAUCUCUCAUCUAUCUAUCUAUAUAUAUAUAUAUGUAUGUAAAUGGAUAAUAAAACGAAUGGUUUACACCAGGUAGCUUACUGGUAAAGCACAACCACUUUCAGAGUGAUUGUUAGGUAAAUAACAAAUGAAAGCCUGUGCCAGUAUGGAAAAUAAAUGUUGAUGAUGAUCUGUUCUUGGAAGGAUGGUGGAAACUUAGUCUCCCCAGUCAUGAUAUGUUAGUAACCAAAUAAUAAUGGAUAGCUUCAGCCAAUAUGUUGUUCCAUUUGGAAGCGACAUUAGGUCGGUGAAUUAAAAGAACUAGUAGAGCUAAAGUUAAGAUGUCUUACUUAUUACACCUUUUAGUAGGAUUUUUAAGCUCAAGUAUAAUGGGGGAGCGGGGGGCUUCAAUUUUGCCUUCUAUUCUUCCAGACUAGGUUAUAAACCAUUAUUUGUAUUUUAAGAACCUACCUAAUCUCCUCUUCAUACAUAUUUAAAAAAGAAAACAUUCCAUAGUUCCUGGGGCAGUAACAUAGCCAUCAUGUCUGCCACAUGGGGCAGGUCUUUAGUUUACUGCAUCCCCUCACCCUGGGUCCCAUAAGCCUAUACAACAGACUCAAAAGUAUAGGGUGCGGCAGAGUAGACGGACGUUUUUGAAAAAUUCACAAAAUCAUUAAUUUUAGCUGCAAAUAAAUUUUAUCGACAUCAAUGUGUUCGUAUUGAAUUAGCAUUUGUCAGAAUCAAGUGUGGAAAACAGCACUCAUCAUGUAGUGUCUGUUUUCAUUGAUGCAUUUCUGAAGGCAUUCUGGAGUCCGUACCAUUCGUGGCACUCCCACCGUUCUCCUAUUCAUUAAUGUACCUCAUGUACUAAGUGCAUUCACUCAGCGUAAGAUUGUGUUACGAGUGAGAACAGCUUGAUUUUGGUGAAUGUUGAAGUGGUGCUGAAACUCACGCUAAACUGCUGUGACAGACUCGUUAUGCUCUAUCGUUCACAGCACCAUGGCUUCACCUGAAAAGACAUAAAAAAAAAUGCUAAGACACCAUGGACUUAUUGGUACCUGUUGGACAUAUGUCCUUCCUUCUGGAGCUGAGUAAUAGCCAUUUCAAAACGUCUGUCCUCUCUGCCCCACCCUGCAUUACUGUGCUAUUGUCUUGAAGUUGGAUGAGCAUCUGUGUUGUUUGAAUUGUGAAAUAUGACAGUGGAGGUCGACUUUAGUGGGUAUCGAUUCAGUCGACCGUGAUACUUCUUGGUGUUUGGUAUAUAGUGUUGCCAACCUUGAAGACGGUCGACAUUUCUUAGUUUUUGUCAUUGGUGGCGGAAGUUUUCUCAAAUUGUGAUGUUGUGUUUUUUUUCCUUUAAAAUAUUUUAUCGUAUUUAUUUCUUGGAUAAUUAAAUAUUGUUAAAUUUUGAA